Messenger RNA from Fragaria vesca subsp. vesca, 693 nucleotides. RefSeq lists its product as uncharacterized. NCBI's taxonomy places the organism in Eukaryota, Viridiplantae, Streptophyta, Magnoliopsida, Rosales, Rosaceae. Bases 103 to 363 code for a protein of 86 amino acids. The record is from RefSeq and is a predicted model, not a curated record. The transcript is spliced from 3 exons.
GAAAACCCAAUAGUCCCCAAAACAAAGCUCAUCGUCAUCUUCGAGCUCUACAAUCCCCUUAGUCAGAGAAGAGAGAGAGAGAGAGAGUCGGUGAUCGGAGCAAUGGGCGGAGGCGAACAUGCUCACGGGGAAGGGGCCCACGGAGGUGACUUCAGGGCGAAGGUGUGGAGCAUGAGCGGUGGGCCCUACUGCAGGCCCAAGCACUGGAAGCGCAACACCGCGAUCGCCAUGUUCGGCGUCUUCCUCGUCUGCAUUCCCAUCGCUAUGAAAUCUGCCGAGCUCGAGCAACGGCCACAUCACCCAGUUCGCCCCAUUCCUUCACAAAUGUGGUGCAAGAACUUUGGAAAGAAGGACGACUACUGAGUUUGUUUUUGGAGCAUCCAGUAAAAGAAGUACAGGUGGAGGUUGUGUAACUAAAGCUUCCAGGAUGCAAAUUAUUCCUUGUGGUAGUUGUUUGCUGAGAUUAUAAGCGAGCAGCCUUUUAAGACAUUUUUGUGAUCAGACUUCAACAGUACUGAAUUUAUGACUCAUUGUGUGAGUUUUUGACUUGCUAUACAAUCAAUUGCCAAAAUAAAUUGUCAACUCGCGUUCUAGCUUAAAGUAAUAAGAUCCCUGAACUGUUCAUACUUGUUUUGCUGAUAGCCUCAAACUUUAAGCAUCAAAAUAUGCAUGUAUAAUAUGAAGUUUAAAGUC